Molecule: messenger RNA, 1738 nt
Organism: Psammomys obesus (fat sand rat)
Lineage: Eukaryota; Metazoa; Chordata; Mammalia; Rodentia; Muridae
Gene: Cldn4
Product: claudin 4
Exons: 1
Coding region: 220-852 (210 amino acids)
Biological process (GO): cell adhesion; bicellular tight junction assembly
Cellular component (GO): bicellular tight junction; plasma membrane
Molecular function (GO): structural molecule activity
Source: RefSeq, a predicted model, not a curated record
AGCACCUGUGGCCUCCUGCCCCGGUUGCAGGUGCGUGCAGUGAGGCGCUGCGGGCGUUCGCGCUUGGUAGCCGUGUGCCGGGCUCACCAGCACCUCCGACUUGGCUUCGUGUCCCUGAGGCUCACUAGAAAAGGCUUCCUCAGCCCUCGGACUCCUAUUCCUUCCAGAGAGAGCUAACUUUUUGUGGUCUCCAACCUUGACCCCUGCAGAGACUGAGCGAUGGCGUCUAUGGGACUGCAGGUGCUGGGGAUCUCCUUGGCGGUCCUGGGCUGGCUGGGGGCCAUCCUGAGCUGCGCGCUCCCCAUGUGGCGGGUGACGGCCUUCAUCGGCAGCAACAUCGUCACGGCGCAGACCAGCUGGGAGGGCCUGUGGAUGAACUGCGUGGUGCAGAGCACCGGCCAGAUGCAGUGCAAGGUGUACGACUCGCUGCUGGCGCUGCCGCAGGACCUGCAGGCCGCGCGAGCCCUCACGGUCAUCUGCGUCAUCGUGGCCGCCUUCGGGAUGCUCCUCUCCGUGGUGGGCGGCAAGUGUACCAACUGCUUGGAGGACGACACCGUCAAGGCCAAGGUCAUGAUCACAGCCGGCGCCGUGUUCAUCGUGGCAGCCUUGCUGGAGUUGGUGCCCGUGUCCUGGACGGCGCACAACGUCAUCCGCGACUUCUACAACCCUCUGGUGGCUUCCGGGCAGAAGAGGGAGAUGGGAGCCUCGCUUUACAUCGGCUGGGCGGCCUCCGGGCUCCUGCUCCUGGGCGGAGGGCUGCUCUGCUGCAGCUGUCCCCCGCGAGGCAGCGACAAACCCUACUCGGCCAAGUACUCCGCCGCCCGCUCCGUCCCCGCCAGCAACUACGUGUAAGGCUCCUGCCCUGCUAUGGGCCGCCCACCGACUGCUGGGGACCGGGAGGCCCCGAUUGUGCCAAGUGACUGGCAGGUAGUCCCCGCGGAACCACCCGCCCCGACUUGGACACAUCCCGAGGCUCCUUCCUCCGGCCAGGAUGGAGAAUAGCUCCUCGCUGCCUGCAUCCAAGCUGCUCCUGGCGGCGGGGCUGAAGGCGGGAGCGGCUGGGUACCGCCGCGGAGCCGCGGAGCUGCGUCCUGCUGGCCGGGAUAGCUCAGCCGUGGCUUUGCGCUCUCGAGUGGACGUCCUGCUCUUGCUAGCAACUCCGCUGUCCCUUUCUGCCCUCCUCACGCUCUCCGCCCACCUCUACUCUCGCCACUGUGCCUCACGUUCCCGAGCACCCCCGGUCCUACCUGGAGCCUUGGUGGGACGCUGCCUGGGACAGAAGGGGCCGCUGAGAACCCCAGUGAUUGACGAGGACUGGGGCCGCACCCUCCCACCUACCCUCGGAAGCGAGGUCUGUGGAGUGGACGGACAGGUUUGAGGGGAGGGUGGGGGUGCGUUAAACUGGUUUGGGGAGGCCUGGGGCUGGGGACCUAGAAGCAGCCAGGUUGUCCCCACCCUUUUCAGUACCGUCUCGUUAAAUGCCCUGAUCUCUGUGCACCCCUCCCUCCUGAAGGACCCUUGGCCUCUUAAGCUGGCCCCUCUGAAUUCCCUACCCUUGUCAACUUCAGGGACACUGGCCAGUCUGCCAAAGAUACGGGGGGAGGGGGACGACGGCGUUGAAUCAGGGAGUCUCCUGGGCUCCCUACCUUCCCUGUGGUUUCUUGUUUUGUAAUUUAAGGUCUAUUCACAGCUGUAAUUAUUAUUAUUUUCUACAAUAAAUGGCACCUGUGUACAGGAA